Molecule: messenger RNA, 839 nt
Organism: Hydra vulgaris (swiftwater hydra)
Lineage: Eukaryota; Metazoa; Cnidaria; Hydrozoa; Anthoathecata; Hydridae
Source: RefSeq, a predicted model, not a curated record
GAAAGAAUAUGUUUUUUUUUGUAUCUUUUUGGUUUCUUUUAAUUAACUUUUUUUUCUUGAUGUUACUUUGUUGUUGUUUUUUUUUUGUUUUUUUUUUGUUUUUUUUGUUUGUUUUUUUCGCGUUUAAGGAAGGUCAGUGAGAUUAUUGACGACAUGAAAACAUAAAAAUGCAUAUAAUUUAUCUUUAAAUCGGCGUAAGCAGAUUAUAUAUAGACUAUGAAGACUGUAAAAUACCAUAGUCUAUAGAAAUAUACCUUGAACAAAAGAAUAAAACAAUCGCUUCCAGACCUAUAUGGUCUGGAAGCGGUUGUUUUAUUCUUUUGUUUUCCGAGUUUUUCAAAAAAAGUCACGUGAUCAAUGUAAUUACAAAACAAAGAUUUAAAUGGCUAACGCUUUAAGUUACUCUCAACAAAAUACAGUAGAAAUCUUAGUUGAUUUCUUAAAUAGCGAUGAUUUUGAUGAAGAAAUUAAAACAGAAAUUGAAGCCACAAGUUCAGAGAUUUCUGACCAAAUUAAUGAACUUGUCUUCAAUGUUCAAAGUCAUAUAAAACUAAAGGAGGUCUCAAGACAUAUACGAUCAAAACAUGUAAACAAAGAAGAUGAAAUUUCUUGUAUCAGCAUUGAAGAUAUUGAUUCAUUAAUUGCACAUGCUAAAAAAAAUAUAUUAAAUACAUCGUAUUAUCCUAAUGACUUAACCUAUAAAAAAUUAUAAUUUAGUUGUAACUGAUCAGUGUUAUGCUGAGAGUAAAAAGUAUUUUUUUAAACUUUUAUUUUGUAAGUCUGGUGAUGUAGAAAGAUAUUAUUCUAAAAUAUAUGCAGAAUUUGUUCUUGGAGCAGAA